AUGGCACCUAAAUCAAAAUUUCUAGUUGCAUUUGAAGAGGUUGAAAUAUCUGAUGAUGAAGAAGAAGAGGUUCAAGAAAAGGAUAUGACUGAGAAUGAGCUUGAAGAUUUUUUACAAAGUAUCUCAUUCCCUGAAGAAGAUGUAGAUGUCACACCUUCCGCUGUGACUGAAAGAGAUCGUGAUUCAAAUGAGCAAUUUUAUUCUCCUACCCCUGAACAGAUGGAUGCUCUUAGUACUGAACUUCAGCAAACUGCGAGGAAGCCUCCCCAAGCAGAUCCUGUUACAUCUGAACCUCCAUCUGAGAAAGGGGCUCAAGCUUCUGGUAGCUCCUUUGAAGCCCCUAAACUGGAUAUUUCAAAAGGAAAGAGCAAGCUGCCUGAGUUUGAGUUCGUAGAUGUCGCUUUGCUUCAGAGUAGACUUUUUGAUUUGGAACAAAGUUCAACUGAAAAGGAUUUGAUUAUCGGAAAGCAGGACAUUAGACUUUGUGAUAUUGAAAAGGAGAAGUCCAUUAAAGAUGCAAAGAUUUCAGAACUUCAAGAAAAUCUUGGUGGUCUAACUGCUUUAUUCUUUGACCUGAAACAACGCUUGCAUAAAAAGUUUGGUGAUGAUUUUCAACCUUUAAGCGCUGAAGGGGAAAAGAUUUCUGCUUCUAGUUCUGGUCCAGUCAAUCCAUCUUCUCAACCUGCAAGUGAAAGAGUUAUAAGACCUGCUCUGGAUGCAAAUCUUGAUACCCUUUUAUUUUCUGGUCCUACUUCUUCUCAAGAGAGAAGAGAGAAGCAAAUCAGGGUUGAGCAGCUAAGAGGAAAGAUGUUAGUAAUGAAACAUUCGGACUAA
Messenger RNA from Lactuca virosa, 834 nucleotides. NCBI's taxonomy places the organism in Eukaryota, Viridiplantae, Streptophyta, Magnoliopsida, Asterales, Asteraceae. The record is from the annotation of a GenBank genome assembly.